This is a messenger RNA of Leptidea sinapis, 8310 nucleotides long. RefSeq lists its product as uncharacterized. Bases 359 to 1201 code for a protein of 280 amino acids. Lineage: Eukaryota; Metazoa; Arthropoda; Insecta; Lepidoptera; Pieridae. The transcript is spliced from 6 exons. The record is from RefSeq and is a predicted model, not a curated record.
GUUGUUGUAACGGGAACUAAAUGGUUAAUGUAAAUUGUGAUGUGAUUGUUAUUUGUAUGCCAUAAAUUGAAAUUACCAAUCAAAUAAAGCAGAUAGUACACUCGAACUAUACACUAAGUAAUAAUAUAAAUACUUACCUUCAGAACAAAAUUUUGUGUGAAGUGUCUGUGAUUAAAAAUAUAAAUUGAACAUUUCCAUUUUACCCUGCAGGUUUUGGAAGGGGCUAUUCUUCUAUUAAUUGUACCUGCCGGAUUUUCGCAGCAUUUCCGCGCGUUUCGGAAGCACAAGCGUCUAUGGAUCAGCCAUAAGCUAUCAACUUAGAUCGGUCGUGAGAAGCAGAGACCGUCACGUUUUCAUCAUGACCCUGCACUGGUGGAUGCACUGGUUCUGGGUGACGGCGAUGCUCUUGAUCAUAGCUAGCGGCGGUAAUGACGCUGCGCCUCAGUCAGAGCUAGAACCAAUAAGCGACGUCCAAACAGAGCCAAGAUAUGCAGACAGACAACCACGAGCUAUGUACUUUACCAAAACACCACUUGUAACGACUCGAGCCCCAGAUGACGUAACUAAAGAAACUGUCACUAAAAAUAUCGAAAAGGUAUCAAAUGCUUCAGUAAAUGCCACAGAUGUACAAAUACAGUGGACCCCAGUUAACACCACAGAUAAUACAACUCCGACAGAAAAUAUAUCUGUAGAGACAUUUACAAAUGUAACAGAGUCAAGUAAUACAACGUAUUCGAGAAGACGAAAUCUAACAAGACCGGACCCAGACUACGUAAAGGAAGACGCGAUAGAAGGACUAUCAGAGAGUAGAAUAGUGACUGAAAAGCCGUUGUCCCUCGAGACGACAUUCCUUCAAACCAGAAUACCGCCUAAUAUAGAAUCUUCUAGACGUAUUAUAGAUCGGAAUGAAGGCGGAAUGGACACGGGUGCGAUUGCUGGCAUAUCAUUUGCAGCAUUAGUGAUAGCUGCACUUGCUGGUAGUACGGCCUUCGUUUUGUACAGAAGGCGAUAUUUGAAUAAACCCCAGACAUUGAAUGAUAAAUGUUCUAAUCCUGAUUCAAGUGGAUAUUUAGAUGAUAGUACUAUUAGGGACAAUUCAGAAGAGAUGUACAGUUUGGAUAACGACUCGUUCCUGAACUCUCUAGAAGCCAUGACUAUACAGAACUAUUGGACGGAUACAGUGAAGCACACUAAGCUAUAGACUAUCAUGACGUGUUGGAAUGUGUGCUCACUAUGAUUUACUAUUAUAAUGUAGUAUAAAGACGAUUUAACGUAAAUCUUAUUUAAACUGUAAUAAGUAUAUGUUAAGAGAUUACUGUCGCGUGGCAAAAGGAAUUUCGGGCAUUGACCCCAAAUUUUUGUAUCUAUAUUUAAGUAAAAUGAGCUAACAAAAAUAUUAUGGACUUUGCCAAUUGAUGAUGGCAAUUAUAAGAUUUCACAUUAGAUAUUUAGACGUAAUUAUAUACACAUAAAUAAUUUUGUUAUUUAUGUAUAUACAUAUAACUUGAACAUUUUAUGUAUAUUUUCCCAGUACAGUGAGUACAUAUUGACACUGUUAGGGGCAAACAUUCCCGCUUUAUAUUAGGUGGUAGUAAAUGUUCUGUCCCAUUUGAAAAGUCGGCAAUUAAAAUCUCGCUAUCGCUACUAUGCUAUCAAAGAGUUUUUUACUGCCAACUACAUUAUAAGUUCUGUAAUGUCUGCCUAGUCUAUGAAAAGAACAGGUCAAUGUACGCAAUUCUUUAUGCUGUGUGACCAUACUUUACUAUAAGUAUCUAAGCAUCACUUCUAUAACCUUUGCUGUUUUUGUUGAAUAUUUUCACACUGUUUUAACGGACCAAUGAUUUGUAAUGAUUAAUUUUGAAGGAAUACUUGUAGUAUCUACUUACGUAUUUCUUUAUAUCUUAUUUAUAAAUUUUUUAUUUAUUUAUUUUUAUGAAAUGUUUCUAUAAGAAUACCUGAGGUAACCUUACCCGAUCUUUUAUGAAUAAAGACGGUAACGUGUACCAAAGUAGGUAUAUUAUUAAUUAGUUUAUAUUGCUUGUUAAAUAUGGCUCUAAUGAUGAUAAUAUAAAUAUAUAUAUAUCAUACAACUAUAAAUGUAAUAUCGUUGUGUUUAAACAUACUAAAGAAUUUUACAAAAAUUAUAAGGAAAUUAAAAAAAAUGCAAUAAUAUUUUUUUCAAUGCUCUUGGUUAGUCGUAUUUUUGUUAUUUUAUGAAUGAAUUCUUUUGAUUUGCCUCCGCCAUCUUAACGAUGUUGAAUGCGCGAAAGUCCAUUGACAUACUACAUACAAUUAGACUCCCAAUCGCCUAUUAAAACAUCGUUAAAAAAUGUCCGAGCGACGUUGUAUAUAGAUAACAUUCAUUCAAAUUAACACCUUGUUUGAUUUUGUAUGAAAAUUGAUGAUAUAAUUAUUUAGCAAAAUGAUUAAAAACGUUAAGUUAGAUACAUAAUUUUGUUAAUUUAAAAAGGCACUGACCUGAAAUACUGCGCUCAAAAUACGACGCUAGUAAGUUUGGAUAUGCUGUUAAUUGGACAGAUUUUCACUGAACAAUUUGUCAUUGCGCGGCGUUGUAUUCAAAGCGCGGUCGAAACACACUCAACGAAAACUCUGCUUAAUAGACACGUAGGCAGAGUUUUGGUUUCAGAUGAUUUUCAGCGUGAUUGUGAGUUGUUUAUUGUAUGUCAGUGGCGAAAGUCGAGCAUAUUUAAAGUCUUUUGCAGAGGGGGCAGGGGCGACAUGUGACAGAUCUCACCCACCGUACCUUAUUUGUUUAUCGCGCACUGCAAUAUCAAUGCUUGCUUAGAUAUACCUGUCGAUGAGUUUCGCUCACAUUCUAGGCUUAUUGCUUCGUAUAAAGCGAAAUGAAUGUUUGGGAAAGUAUUUAGUCUUGCCUCUAACUUUAGGAUAUGCUUCAUAAAAACUUUUUCCCAACUGAUACAAAUAUCUGUAAGAUAAAGAAUUUGUUAUUGACUUCUGGUAUUAAAUUUGAAAACAAUCUUUAUCAACGAUGCGGGACACGAACCCGCGACCUCUAGCGUUCCGUGUGAGCGCUCAUCCACUGAGCCAAGCGUUCGAGUGACGAAUCGUUAAUAAAUCUUGUUUGUCUUGUUCAACUCUCAGGUUGUGGCUUCGUUGGGUCCUAAUAUGCAAGUAUUGGGGUUAUCAACUGGAAAGUAGAUCCUGUAGAUGGGAGCCUCAACCUGAGAGUAUAAAAAGACAUACAAGAUUGAUCAACGAUAAUUAAUCUGUAAUAUAUUGUAGUGUAUAAAACUAAUCUUCGAUAUCUACCAAUCGUGUGUAAGUUAUCUUUGUUUGAGAGAAAUAUUUAAUUAUAUACAAUUACUAGCUGUCCCGACAGACGUUGUCCUGUAGGUAAUAAAAAAAAUACUGUUUUAUAGGAAUUUGCCAAUAAUGUUUCAAAACGUCAAGAAUUAUUUCGUAAAAUAUGCUCCCUGUUGUUACAAUGAAAUUGUUUCACAGUGGAACUGUCAAACCGUGCGUCACUAAAUUCUCUCAUAGAAAAUAUGUCCAUAUAAAACGAAUAUUGGAAAUAAAAAUAAUUAUAGGUCCCAAAUCGAAAUAAAAAGUAUCCUAUCUGUCAAGUUGGAGUAAACUGCACUCCAUGAAGCAAUCCCCAUUGAAAUUCGUUCAUUAGUUUAGGAGUCCAUCGCGGACAAACAACGUGUCACGUAAUUUAUAUAUAUUAAGAUUAUAUUAAUCGGCGGAUAUUAGUAUAGUUAAUGAUCUCAGUAUUAAGAUGGUUAUGUUCACAGUUAUUGUAUUAUAGCUUUAAUGUAUUCUGGGUUGUUUAUAACAUAUUUUAUAAGUUUUUGAUAUAUUUUAUUUUCAUUGGGUCUUAGGCACUGAUUAUUUUUAAUAUUAUAUAUUAUUGUAACAUCAGUGCAUAUAUGAUAUUUGCUUGAACGAGAUCCAUUAUUUGUUUUUGUAUUUUAACAUUUUUUUUAAAGUGAGAAUAUAUAAAAUCAGUCAAUCUAUGAACUUAUUUUGAUUUAAAAACAAAUUCUUAUUAAUAAAUACAGUUUAGUCCAUGUAAGAACGUUUCGAGUACAAACUUAAAACGUGGGACAUGCGGGGUACGGGGCGACUGUUCCUAUCCGUUCAUUGGUUAAUUAUCAUGGUACGAUUCAAUAACGUGUUCUGAUUGGCGCAUUUAUGUUGGUGUGCGUGUGCUCACAUAGCUAUGAAGAGCAUAGCUAUAGAAGCAACGCGGCUUAUUAUUGGUCGUCAGUUUUUUGGAUGAGCGGCGUGAACUAAAACAUAAUAUUACUGUUACGUUUUAUUUGUAGACUACAUUCUUUCUAAACUACACUUUUGUGUUAAAUAGGUACCAUACGGGGCUUGGACAUAAAAACAGGCGCAUUUUGUUUUUGAACCUAAAAUGUGCGCUGGGGCAUCUUAUUUUUGAGUGUUGAAUGAGGAUGAGCCGUCACGCUCGCCUUGUAACGCUAAAAGUCUACUAAGAGGGACUAGCUUGGCGAGCAUAGGUUUAUUUCGUAUUAUGAACCUCGCCCUCGAACAGUUUUCAGUUUUGUCUUGUUUUCUUAAGCUCAUACGUUUUUUUUUUGUUGAAUGACGGAAAAAGAGUUACUUGUAUCGUACCAAUAUUGACCAUUGAAAAUACCAAAAAAUAUAAAUUUAAAAAACAUAAUAAUUUACAUUAUAAUAUAUGCUCGUCUCUGCAGCAUCCUUGCUGCGGCCUCUGCUUAUUAAAAAUCAGACACGAGACAUUUAUUUAUUUUUUACAAAUUAACUCCUACAUGUUCUCGUAAAUGAAAUCAAUAUUACCGAUUUCGGUCUGAGAAAGCAUAAAUGGCACAACCCGUACCAUAUGUUUUAAAGCUUUUACCAUCGGAAUGUAUCGAAAAAAUCUUCGUUUUUAUAUCAUUUCAAAUUCAAAGUGUAUUUUGCAUAAUUUAGAACCAUUAUAAUAUUUACUACGUCAUUGUUGACGAUGGAAUAAUAUUCUUAUCAUGUGUAUAUAAUUUUGUUUGUUGUUUUAAUUUGCCAUUUGUCCGUCCAUACGUUUACCUAUGUUGCAUUUAUGUUGUUGUAUUAUUAUUUAAAUUAUAUGUCAUCUGAUAUAUACGUUCUCUCUAUAACGCGGUUGUGUGGUUGAGCGUUAUAGGAAACCGUUAUAUGUGUAAAAAUUAUAAUUAAACACAAUUCGUAACAAGUAUUUCCAAUAGUUUGCCUUGUUUUACUAUUUUAUUAUGGUUUUAAAUACACAAAUAAGAAAAAAAAAUAUUUUGUAAUUUCACAAUUAACACACGUGCAACGACACUCGAAGCUUAUUAUGAACUGUACAAAUCAUUAUAAAUUUCACAGUACAGAACUAUGUAUGUUAUAAGACAGCAUAAUAUGAAACCUUGUUAUAAAGAACCGCGUUAUAGGGGAAAUUACUGUGUUACUAAUAUACGAAUAUCGUGAUAAUCAUAUGCAAUGAAUAAGGAACUUAAUAAAAUAACUAAUAUGUAUUUAAUUUUAUAAAUAUAUAUACUUAAUUAUAAUUUGAAAUAACGACAUAUUGAUGACUCUGUGAAACAUAUUGUUGUAUAUAAAUUAUAUUAUGUAGUUUGCCUUGAUACGGCAUGAAACAUUAAACAUCUUUAUGAUCUGUUCUAUAAUAUUAUAAUGGUGAAUAUAUUUUUUGUUUGUUUGAACGCGCUUAUCUCUAGAUGUGCCAGUCGCAUUUUAAUAAUUCUUUUUCUAUACCCUGAUUCGUGACAAACAGUUAUAUUCUAUGUAGUAUAAGCCUACAUCUCUCAGUCUGCCUUAGAUUUUGAUUUUUGUGAAGGAAGCCGGACGAAAAUACGCUCACGAACUGUUGCUAUCUGUGUGUUAUUGCGUGAUGUGAUUGUGAUACGUAAAUGCAAUACAUACACAUAAAAAUAAGAUUUAAAAAUAAUAAAAGAAAAAAUUUGUACUCGUCUAUAGUAGUGGACCCAUAUGGGAGGCUCUUUUGCACAGUAAACCAGCUAGAUUAUGACUACUACAAUGGCGCCUAUUUCUGCCGUGAGGCAGUAAUGUGUAAACAUUACUGUGUUCCAUUCUGAAGGCCGCCGUAGCUAGUGAAAUUACUGGAUGCAAAUGAGACUUAACAUCUUAUGUCGCUGCUCAGAAUUUUUGGGUUUUUCAAGAAUCCUGAGCGGUACUGCAUUGUUAUGGGUAGGGCGUAACAAUUACCAUCAGCUGAAUGUCCUGCUCGUCUUGUCCCUUAUUUUCAUAUCCUUGUCCCUUAUAUAUUUCAUAAAAAGAAAUGUAGGGCCAACGAGCCGAGAUAAAGAAUAUAAACCAAAAUAAAUUAUAAACAAAUAAUGGAUUCCCUAUUCUAAUCUCUGUCGUCUGUAUAAGAUAAAGAUGAUUCGACGGAAGAGUCCGAAUCAGCCGUAUUUAUGACUAUAUAACUCAGUAACGGUCCGUUUGUUUACAAUAUAUUUUAUCUAGUCUCGUUGGCCGUAGUAUAGCGUCAUGUAAAAUUAUAUUACGAGGCUGAAAACGCGGGGCUUGGCUGUAUAACAAAAGAUGUUUCAUGUUUUAUACAACAAAUAUUAAAUAAAAUAAAUUAUUUAAGGUUAAAAGCAUAUUAUUUAUAUUUUUUAAACAAUGACAAGUUAAACAGAAGGUAUCCCAAGUAAAUGUUAUCCCACCUAUAAUGCGGUAGAGUUAUUUCGCGUUAUAGCCAUUUUCCUGUAACUUGUUAGUACGACCUUUUAAUUAUUAAUUAUAAUAAUCACAAUUCGUAACAAAUAUUUCCAAUUUUUUAUCUAGUUUUACUAUUAUAUUAAGGUUGUUGAUACACAAAUUUAAUAAAAUAAUUUAAUUUGGUAAUAACGCAAUUGACACACGUACAAAGGUACGCGAAGCUAGUUAUGAACUGUACAAAUCAUUUUAAAUUUCAUAGCACAGAAAUCUCCGCGUUAUAGGGAGAAUUGAAAUCGCAUUAUAAUACAACACAUUAUAGGAGGCUUUACUGUCUAUCAAAAGUUAAGAUGGUUGCAAGGACCCAAAGUACGAACCUUCACGAAAUGUAUGUUAUCCGAUAAUGUCCUUCCGUAUCUGAUCCUUAUAGCUAUAUAGCGAGACCCUCAUUCAAUGAUCGACAUUCAUCGCUUAUACAUCCCUAUUACGAAAACUACAAUAAGUCCAAUUAUUAAAUUUAAAAUGUAUCUCAAAGAGUAACUGAUAUAAUACGUAUGAUAAGAUUUUUCAUAAUAGCUGUUUUAUUAUUUAUUCAUGUCUUAUCAAAUUAUUAAAUUUACGAAUGAAAUCUUCUACCGAAUAAUGAUGGCCUCAAGACCAUUGUAAAAAUGUAAAAUAUUACACAAAAUAUAGGUAUUUGUUUUAAGUAAUGUUGGACAAGGUACCUACGCGGCAAUUGUUUAUGAAAUAAUCAAUUUGUGUUUCACUCAUGUCAAAUACUCGCUGCCCGAGGCGCCAUCUUGCUUGUCACUUAUUGGCUUCAUGUUUGACAUUAUUUUAAUUUAUAUUGUCCUUCUUAAAGUGACAUGCUUGCACCCUAUCCUCUGUGGAAUUGAAUAUUCAUUACUGAAAUAUUAUUUGAAAAAAAUAUAAGUACACAUUGUACGUACUUAACUAUGUGUAAACUUAGGUUCGAUUUUCUAUAAAAUAAAAUUCUAUACUAAUAUUAUAUUUGCAUACCCUGCAGGUCGAAUAAGAGAAACUAACCUAAAGUAAAACCGAUUGUAAAACUGACCUUAUUCAAAUGCAAAUAAGGAUAAUUAUUAAAAAGCCAAAAAGUUCUUUCCUUUUGCCUUUGUGCACACUAAUCUCGGAAACACCUAAAACGAUUUAAUUACAGUUUUCACUAGUGUGUUGUGUCCUUCAUAAUAAUUAUGUAGUGUUUGUAUUAUUCCAAGAGGCACAAACAAAAUUAUUUUAGUUAAAAGAACACAACAAAAUCUACGUGGAGGAAGUGGGCAUCCCUUAGUUCUGAAUGAUUUUACGUCCCUUUGGGCAUAAAUUCUAAACAAUGUAAGUAGGUAUUUAAAAAAUAUGUAGGUAAUUGGGAAUUAUUGGUUAAACCUAUCCUUUUAGCGUUCGUAAUAGGAACCUACCUGCGUUAUUGUGAUUCCCUAAUAUAAACCCCGUGAAAUAUAUCAAAUUGGUCAUCAUUAUUAUAAUUCAUUUUAAAUACUUUUGAUUCCAUGAGCUUGAUGUUGUGAAUAUCUUGUAGGUUAUUUAGAACCCCAGUGUUAUUUAGAGCUAAUAAAGUUGUAUUAUAUUUUGAUUAGAUUUAAUAAAUUUAAAUUAUUUUUACUGGCAGAA